Molecule: messenger RNA, 26553 nt
Organism: Coregonus sp. 'balchen'
Lineage: Eukaryota; Metazoa; Chordata; Actinopteri; Salmoniformes; Salmonidae
Source: the annotation of a GenBank genome assembly
UUAAUUUAAAGUCCAGGAAUUUAGUUCAGCUGCUCACGUUCAACUUGAGUUUGACAAAGGAAUAACGGGUCAUUGCGAAUACAGGCGGAGUCUGCUGAAAAACUCAUUUUUGUAUGUCUUCUUUGGGCUGGGUGUGGUUUUUCAGUCACAUUGCCGUUAGCAGGAAAUCAAGCUCUGUACCACCACUUUGAGGCGAUACAAAGAAAAUAGGAAAAUACGAGCAGCCUUCUUUAGGUUGUGGGAAAAGUUUGAAAUCAAAGUUUAACUGAACUUGACGGAGGAUUUUGAGAUUGUGCGCUUUAUCUAAUGGACACAAUUUUUUGUUGACUCCAUUGUUGCUAUCAUCCAAUUCCUGACAUCAGUGACUAAGGACAGAUAACUGCGAAAAUGCCGAAGACGGUGAGUAGCCUUUUUUAAUGUGUGGGACCAGUUAAAAAAAAUUAAAUAAAAUGUUUUACAUAGAAAUAAGACAUUAUAUAAAACGCUAUCUCUGGUCAAAAUGUAGCUAUCCAACUUGCGGUCUUGUUUGAUCGAGAAAGAUAAUUUAGCCCAUGACAGGCUAUAAAGUAAAAUGUUUGGAUUUAAAUUCUAUAAUUCUUCGAAAGCAUAUAUUUGGCACAUUUAACUCAAUUAGCCUACUGAAUGUGUCUGACUUUGUAUAGCCUAUGUAGGGCCAUAUAGGUUCAGAAAAGGUUUAGCGCGCCUCAAAUGAAUGAAAAGUGUAUUUUAAAACAUAUAUUUCAUGUAGGGCAGGACGCUGUAGCCUAUAUUUUUUCUCUAGCAUAUCCUAAACUUGAUUUAUUACCGAUUUCAAGGAAUUGAUACAAUGUUGCUCAACGUUCUUUUUUGUUAGGCUACCCUAGGUUUGUGUCUAUCCUAUGAACCGUUAUUUUGUGUCAACCUAUGCGCCAUCGGCAAUCCCCCCUUCCUGGAACGUGAUUGGCUUUUGAAUGAACUUUCAAGAAGUUGAAUAGGCCCUUGUUGGCUUCAUAUCAACUCGAUCCCUAUUGGGUCCGGUGAGGCGUUUCUGUAGUCUCGAGACUACAGAAACGCCUCACCGGAUCCAAUUCAUAUCAAUGUGACCUAUUAGUGUUGAUUUUGUUUGCUGUAGGCCUACCGGAUGUUCCCAUUGCCCAUUCGAUGACGUUGUGUUUGUCUUUGUGGUACCCCGUAGUACAACAGCAAGUUUAUGCACUCUUCAACAGUGGACUCCCAUGUUAGCCUGUCCUACAGGCCUGCUAUUGAGUGAUGGAGGUCAGAUCGCUUGCAUUGUGCUCUAUGAAAAUAUAGGCUAUUCUAGGAGAUACAGUAUCUAGAAAUGCAGGUUCUUAAAGUUUGAUCUAUGGCAAACCUUGGCCUAGAUUACCAGGCCUGUGUGAUUAGAUAUUUGCUAUAUAGUCCAGCCCAGGGAAAUUUAGUUGAAUGUAGAAUCUACUGGAUCAGUUCUAUUGAUGUUAAAUAGCAUUGCAUUUGUAAUUGAUUUUAUUUCUACGCUAUCUUUAUCAAGUAUUUACACCAAAUUAGGAACAAUGAAUAAGCCACUCGGUAUUGCAUCAGAUUUUAGGCCAGAAAGACAGAACGUAAGACAUCAGGAUUUGAAAAAUAUGUUUUGCUUAAUAAGAAUCAGUUACUGCGAUCAAAUGCACCUCAGGUAAUGACAGUAAAAUAAUGUGCAGUAUUGUGACAUUUAGCAUGUAAGAAUCAAUUGUGAACUGAUGAGAAGAUUAUAGUUGUAUUUAUUUUAAUCUGUAGUUAUGUAUUGACAUGUCUUUUCACAGAAGUCAUCCAUGUGUCCCCCUACCAUUAGUGUAGGCUUUGGCUGUGCUUCUUUUGGCAAUGUUAUAGCUUCCCAAGGAACUGUAAUCUAGUGACUCAAGGUUUCUAAGAUUGCGUCAGUAACUUUUUAGCUAUUUCCUGGCCUGCAGUCACUUGACGCUGCCACUGAAAGCCUUAUUUGGUGUUUCACAGCACAGACUCCCCCUUCUCCGUCCUGUGCAACUGCAUGGUCCUCAGGCAGUGUUUCAGCACUUGAGGUUUUUAAGCACUUCUACAGGUCACCCCAUGUCAGAAAUGAUAUGCUAUGUUACAUCAAGCAAUUUUAUUACAUUCAUAAAACCCUCUCAUCACUAAAAAGUUACUUGCAGUCUGGUUAAUUUUCUUUCAGAUGUACCUUUAGACUCUAGAACUCUACACAUCACUAAUAAAUGUGUUAUUCUGUGAGGUUGCUUUCCUUCAGAACUAUGAUAUUCUAAUCAACAGCAAUUUCUACUUACUACGGUCCAGUGAAGUGAAAUACUAUUAUGGCAUAAGUAUAAUUUUGUUAGUUGGUAAAGCCUUAGUUCUUCACAAACAACAAAUAAUAGAACCAAGUGAAGUGGAAAGUCCAGUGGUAUGUAAGAAGGGGAUUAAGCAGCUCUGUAAACGCACAUAGCAGAGCUGAGAUUAACAAUUUGUAAUAAACUAAACUACAGGCGGUAGAGUGUGUGAAAGGCAGAAAUUAUGCAAACCUUUGGGGGCUUCAGCCCGUAAAUGGAGGGUAUCUGUGCGGCAGGUCUGAAACAUCUCUCUGGCUGCAGAAAACCAACCAGUGAGUUGUCUUUUGUUGUUUUUUGUGUGUUUUUGAGUUGAUUUAGAUGAGGUUUGUUAGAAACAGAACUUUAUUUAUUUUUUACACAGGAUCUCACCCUAGGUUAGCAUAAAGCACUGGACUAUUACUAAGUUGGUAAGUGAACAGUAAUGAUUCUGAUAACGACCUCAUCAAUUUGUACUGAUAAGUGGUUGCUUUAAGGUGUUUGAAUACAAAGGAGCUGGCAUUAUCUGGGAUUCAUGAACCUGAUUUGAAAAAGGGCAAGUCAUAGUACAGUGAGUUUAACUAACUUGAAUCUAAUAUAAGACUCACAAACACAUUCAAUCUGAAAAAAUAUAAACAUAUAAUUGAAAUUCUUGUAUUGAUUCUGUAAAACUGUCUUUUGUGGGAGUUUAUACAAUUUGAGCGUUAAUAGUUUGAGGCUAACCUAGUUCUCAGAAUUAAAGUCAGAGAGAGUUUUUAGUUUCUACAUCAGUGCAUGUGGCUCAAAUCUUCCUGUUUAUGUUGUUGACCUUAAAACAUACUAUGAAUACUUUUCUAAUUGAUUGUAUUCCAUUUGUGUAUGGGAAUAUGUUUGUGAAUGGUUAAAAUUCACCUCCAAAAGUACGUGACCAAGAAUCUAACAUAGUAUAAGGAUUAUCCAUCAGUUCCUGAUUUCCACUUAUUUAUGAUUUUUGAAUCCCCUUCAAAGUUUAUUUGUUUGUAUUUCAAUCAGAUGUCUUGAAGGGAUGCAGUUGAAGGAUGAGGCAUUCCAAACAUGUUGGAAAGAGAAUUUGGAAAGUGGAAAAUGUAACUUCCUUUUUUCCUAGUGAUUGGUGUCCCAGUUUAUAAUCAUUUGCGUACUUUACUGAAAUACAGUCUAUUGCUAAGAUUUGUUAUAGCUUUGUUUGCUCCUCAGUAUGACCAAACGCCCUUUACAAGACAGAAAAGGCAUUGAACGUUCCCAAGGCAGAAUGGAAACAUUAACAUGGGUGAUUUUGUAGCACCUACAGAUUAAACAUUAUAGAGUCUUAAAGGAGACCUGGGUAAAGGCCUUUGCAGACUGUACAAUUUUAGCCGUCUUAUGCCACGAUUUUGCUGUCCCAGACAAAAUGUCCACGUCGUGGGCAAAUUCUUAGGUUGUAAACAAUUGUCGGAUGUCUUGACUCGUUCAGUGUGACAGGGUCUAGGUCUGCCGAUUAAGUACCACUACGUGCGGUCGUAGGCUCUGACAGUUCUGGCUGUGUCAGAUUUUUUUUGCCUUUAUCGUGUAUUGUGUGUGACUGGAGUUAUGAGGCGAUCCCGAUGACUGACCAAUAGUAACACGGCCGGCACUGAGUAUGUACACAAUAAUACGAUUAUUGUAAAUAGUCAGAUUAAUAUAAUAGUUCGAUUUAAACGUUUACAUGCUGUGCAAGAAUAACGAUUUCCCUAAUAAUCUUGUUUACAUGACACAUCUGAAAUCAGGCUACUUGAAAUCCUCUGUAGCUCAGCUGGUAGAGCACGGCGCUUGUAACGCAAGGGUAGCGGGUUCGAUCCCCGGUAUCACCCAUACGUAAAAAUGUAUGCACACAUGACUGUAAGUCGCUUUGGAUAAAAGCGUCUGCUAAAUGGCAUAUUAUAUUAAUUAAUUGAUGGGAUUUUGAUAAAUCCGUAAAAAAUAUUUAAAAAAAUAAAACGUUCUACCACCAUGUUAUUUUGGGGAAGCCUAUUUGAUUCUGAGUUUGGACAUAUAAAGCUUGUAUGUGUAAAUGAUUUCGAAGAUGCAUACUUAAGAGUUUUUCCGAACUCACUUCACUCGCAUAGAGAGAGGCUUGCGCUGCUGGUGCUGGCACAUGCGCAGAUCAAAUACACCGCUGCAGUUGACGUAGCCUACGUCAGCUGACGUAGCCUCGAAAGUCAAUCGCAGAAUGUGACGACAGAAUUGAAGGAUAUCGUACAAUCUGGCCAGGUUGAUAUCAAUAUUUUAAUUUGGUAACAUCGCACAGUGUGACGUGAUAAUCGUAAAAGACUGAAUCCGAUGUACAGUCUGCAAAGACCAAAGGCCAAAAUGUCACAACUAUUCCAACUUAAAUUAAUUGUUUCAAAAUGUUAUGCUUUAAGAUACACAUUUCUAAAAUAUGUAAUCAAACCUUCCUCCAAAGGACUCUUCUAUGGAUUACAUUUUGUGAAAAUCCCCAAAUCAUGGUCGGUUUUGUUCUAGUUUUGUGAGGAAUCACCCACAAAACUAUACUUGGUCCUGUUACUGAGAGUGAUGUUUUGCUGCUGUUCUAAUAAUAGUGUGUGAGAAGUGUUCUGAGCACUGGCCAUGUGAGACCCACCCUUACCAGGCAGAACUGCACAUUCUUGGUUCCUUUUUUCCUGUGUGAGAUGAACUAUUUUUACCCAGGAAAGUCACUUCUUAACAACCCUUGACUGGCAGCCAAGGACCUGUUGGCCUGAACUACACAACAAAAUAAUGUCUAAUCAGUAGGCUAUGUCAUGUUAAGCAGUUUGUCUGGUUGGCUGGGAAAAUAGAGUAUAGUGUAUAGAGAAAAUAUAAAAGUGGUAUGGUUUAGGGCAGUGGUUCCCAACCUUUUUCGCUUACUGUCCCACCAACAAAAUGUUGGUCUGUCUGAACUACCCCUGAAGUAACCCCUCAUGUGCAUUUUACCAGUAAGCCUAUGGUCACAUGAGUCUUCUCAAGUACCCCCUGUGGAUAGGCCAAGUACCCCCAGGGGUCCUAGUACCCCUGGCUGGGAACCACUGAUUUAGGGGAUUCAACAAAACAAUGAUGCAAAUAAAUGUUUAACAUGGUGACAGAGGCACAAUGUGGGUCUUACAUGCAAAUCUACUCUCAAUGUCUUACUGGAUCUUGUAAAUUAGUGUCAUUUAACAAAUCUUAGUCACUGAAGUUAUAUUCAACUCACAUUUGUUGGUGUGGCUCAGUUCAUAGUUAGGGUAAACCAUAAAAGGAAUAGCUAUUUUUUAUUUAUUUAACUAGGCAAGUCUGUUAAGAACAAAUUCUUAUUUACAAUGACGGCCUACACCGGCCAAACCCGGACGACGCUGGGCCAAUUGUGCGCCGCCCUAUGGGACUCCCAAUCACGGCCGGUUGUGAUACAGCCUGGAAUCGAACCAGGGGGUUUGUAGUGACGCUUCAAGCACUGAGAUGCAGUGCCUUAGACCGCUGCGCCACUCGGCUAUGGUGUUAUAGGCUUUGGGGUUUUGGUCGAUUUCGUUUUUGAUUUCGAGGUUGGUUCUGUUUGGGUGUGGCUUGCCCUGAUUGGAUGUGUUGCAACUGUCGCCUUGUUAAACAUUCUUUAGUUUCACCUGUGCUGGCACAGGUGACAUUUUAGCACUGCAGAGCCUAUGCGCCAGUUGGCAUGAGAGAUGUUGGAAGAGCUAGACUGCUGUUUAACUCUCCCGCUAUGUUUGUGAAUACAAAGCCUUUUAUUUUGUGUCUCCCUGUUCGGUUUGCUCCACGUUUAUUUUCACUCCCUAACCUAAGUUGGUGUGGGUUUUCUUUUCUUUUAGUUUAGUUUAUCAGGCAAAUCUAGUGGGUGUCCAUGGUGGGUGUGUGUUGAGACUCGAGUUUGCUUGGCCAGCAUUCAGUAGGCAUGGAUGCCUUUCAGAACCCAUUUUAAAACCCCACCUGGUUUGUUUUGUUGUCAGUGACUCAUUUGUUAGUUAUCUUUUUAUGUUGAGCAACGAUUUUUGGUUGGUUAUUGGGGAACGUAACAAUGGCAAUAGACAGUUAUAGGCCCUAACUUGUUUACAAAUAUAAGUUAUCGCUCAUGAAAUAGCCUGCAAAUGCACUUAAAGCUUCAUUUCACUGGUAGAUAUUGCCAGAAAAUGGACAGAGGAAAUGAAACAUUCAGCUAACCACUCCCUAGAAAACUGGGCCUUCAUUUUGUAUGAAAUACAAAGUUGAUUUAUUAAUCUCUCCCCCACAACGUUAGGUAACACCUUUGAGAUGUGUCCAGAUCGUGUUAAGUCAUACGUUUUAAUAAAACAAGGAACUCAAAUAUGCACUGUUGAGUGGCGUAGAAUUUGUUUCAGAACCAACCAUGUUAAAGGUUUGUACUAAUUACUUGUAGAUGGCUGAAUGUGUCUGGGUCGUUGGUGAAGCCUAAAUGAGAUUAAUGUUCACGGUAGUUAGUUCCUGCUCCUACAGGCCUCGGUCCAGUCACAGCUCUACUCUACAGCCCUCUACUCUGUGUGCCGCCUCAGUCCAGCCACUCCAGUCCUCUGCUCUGUGGCGCCAGUGAUGGCAGGAAGUGGCAGGAUGACAAGUGGCCUGACCAGCGAAUGGGGCCUGCUGACACAAAGGGGAAAGAACGCAGCCCUAAUCAGCCACACAGCUGGGAAAUAAAGCAUGCCAUUGUGGCUCAGCUCAGGCGUGGGCCUCAGGCCUGCUCAGUUAUUUCCCCGCCACAUACACACACACACUCAAACACAGGCUGGCUGAUUGUGCAUGUUAUCUCUGAGAGGACAGAGAACAUGGAGCCAUGUCAAUAUAGCUGUAUUAAUCACUCACAGCGUGGGAUGAAAAUAUGUUUAGGGUGCACAGCAGGAGGAAGCUUGUAUACCAUAAGACAGGCAGCAUAUACUCAUUUGUUGCAUUCCUUUUAUGGGCAUAUUCCAUUUGUUUCUAAUUCAUACUAGCUAUAAGACUGCUGUGAGUGUUGGGCCAUGAUGUAGUGGUCUAAAGACUGAGAUAUCCAUGAUGGCUAGCUCAUCAGGUUUUGUAUGCCUGCUGUUAUAUAAAUCAUUCUAAAAAUAAGGCUACUUUUCUUUAUUCCACUUGUGCAGUUACAAAAAUGGCAGAACUUGCAACUUUUUAUCAUAAUUACGUAUAGGCCUACAGUAAAUGUCAUAUGAGGGCAAAACAGUGCGAUAGAGAGCUACGUGUCCUUUUUGCAUGCAUGUGUGUGUGUGUGUUAAGAAAUCAAAAAGAGAAAUUGUGCUGGUGCAAUCACUGAGCACACGUUAUCUCUGAGAGGAAGGCAGGCAAGCAGCAAUGUGAUGCAUUACAGGAUGUAGUGUUAGUGAGCUCCAUGUUGGGCGGCCCACCCUUGCUUUGCGAGGCCCAGCUACCAGAGGAUGUGGUUACUUCCUGUAGUGAAGCAGCUUGGUAGAGAGAGAGAGCUGGGGGACAACAUGUCCGCUUAGCAUGCGAAAACCCCAAAAGUAUUUCUGCCACUCAUUUAGAGAGGUAUACUGGCCAGAUGCAAAAUUAUUUAAUUUGACACAGUUUUAGUAUACCUCAUAGUAGCUGUAGGUAGUUUUUACUUCUAUGUGAAAUCUACUCCCACUAAAUUCUGUUUAACAUUCUGUUAGUGUAGUGGACAAAUUUUAUCGCAUCAUUAAGAUAAAAUAUUUAUUUCCCUUUUGGUUUCUGUGAAGUCAGUGUGCCUCUUUUUCCAAUAUAAGCUAAUAAUACCUCAUUGCGCUGUCUCCCUCAAUGGGUUUCCUGCAAUUGUUUUUUCCAGGGUUUGAGGCUGAUCAAUCAUUUUAGUCUAGCACCUCCCCUAAUUGUCUGUACCAGGCACGGAAAAUGGCGUCUCUCCCACAUUGUACAUAUUUGAAACAUUGUAAUUGUCUGCCCCACCCUCCCCUCUCUAGUGAGUAAGGGAGUUGAAAUUAACAUGCAUAUUAAUUAUGUCUCAAAGGAGUAUACCCAAAGAGUAUUUAAUGGAGUAGGAUGGACAUGCAACAGCUCUCAAAUAAAGACAAAAAUGUUUCACACUGCUUUGAUAAAAGUCAUGGUUGAGUGUUAGUCUCAGAUAUCCCAGACCUGGGAGCAACGUAAGCUAGGCAAUGGCACUGGAGCAUUGGAACAUUGCUGGAAGCAACCCAACUGUCUAGAAUGACUAGUUGAGUGUCAGCCUAAAUUGUUGUAUUAUGGCUUUUGCUUACUGCCUGUUGAAAGCAGUAUUUGGAACCUAACGUACUAUGAUGCCUUGGCUGCCUGCUCUGUUCAGUAGUUAUCAGUUUAUAAACCACUGACAUUUUGGAUGAAACAUAUCUGACAACCCACAUACACACCAUUUAUUCUGAAAGUGUGUGGGUCCACCUUGUUAUAACCAUAAAUCUUUCAUGAGAUGAAGGCAAUUAUAAGUAACACUGCCAAAAUGUUUAAUCAAAAAAUGACUUUGCCAAGUUAGUGUGCUCAUAUGCCUGGCCCUAUGUUGUCAUGUAGGUGCACUCCUGCCCUGCUGUGAAACUCUACUGCCUCCGGUCAUAGAAUGAGGGUUCAUAGAACGAUGGUUCAUUCUAAUGCCUAUAAGGCCUAUUCCCUUUUGAUCAAUCCAAAAAAUUAAUUCUGUAUAUAAAUGUAUAUAUUUAUUAGCAUAAAUCAUAAGUAAGUAACUCUAACAGUCUCUAUAAUCAAUGUAGACUGAUCCAACAUGCUAUUGAUUCUCAAUCUCAAAUUCUCAGAGGCAUCUAAUGUGAUAAUCACUUUGUUGUAAAUUAGGUACACCGACACAACUAACUUUUAUUUUGAUGGGAUUCACUGGUUGUCAGUCACAGCGUACUAACUCAUGUUGUUUUCUUUAACAGAUUAGUGUGCGAGUUACCACGAUGGAUGCAGAGUUGGAGUUUGCCAUCCAGCCCAACACAACGGGAAAGCAACUCUUCGACCAGGUAAAAACAAUGCUUGCUCUGCUGAAACAUGCUAAUGGUUUUGCCUCCUCAGUGGCAAAUUGCACGUUCUUGUGGUGCUUUUCUUCUAAUGCCAAUCAAUGUAAAUUGCAAGCUGGGGAAUGGAAGCCCAGGUGUGGGACUGGAGUGGAGGGUUUAUUUUUAUAGGAACUCUCACUCUCUCACUGUUCUUCUCAUUGAAUAAAUAUGUUUGCUAUUGCGUAGGCCUGCGAUCAAAACAUUUUUGGGGGCUCCAGAAGUUUUUUGUUAUAUAUAUAGAGUGCCUUCAGAAAGUAUUCAAACCCCUUGAUUUUUUCCAGAUUUUGUUAGGUUAAAGCCUUAUUCUAAAAUUGAUCAAAUCGUUUUUGUCCACUCAUCAAUCUACACACAAUACCCCAUAAUGGCAAAGCAAAAACAGUUUUAGACAUUUUUGCUAAUUUAUAAAAUAAAAAAAAUGGAGAUAUCACAUUUACAUAAGUAUUCAGACCCUUUAAUCAGUACUUUGUUGAAGCACCUUUGGCAGCGAUUACAGCCUCAAUUCUUCUUAGGUAUGACGCUACAAGUGUUGCACACCUGUAUUUGGGGAGUUUCUCCCAUUCUUCUCUGCAGAUCCUCUCAAGCUUUGUCAGGUUGGAUGGGGAGCGUUUCUUCACAGCUAUUUUCAGGUCUCUCCAGAGAUGUUUGAUCGGGUUCAAGUCCGGGCUCUGGCUGGGCCCAUCAAGGACAUUCAGAGACUUGUCCCGAAGCCACUCCUGCGUUGUCUUGGCUGUGUGCUUAGGGUCGUUCUCCUGUUGGAAGGUGAACCUUCGCCCCAGUCUGAGGUCCUGAGUGCUCUGUAGCAGGUUUUCAUCAAGGAUCUCUCUGUACUUUGCUCCGUUCAUCUUUGCCUCAAUCCUGACUAGUCUCCCAGUCCCUGCCGCUGAAAAACACCCCCACAGCAUGAUGCCACCACCAUGCUUCAUCAUAGGGAUGGUGCCAGGUUUUAUCCAGACGUGACACUUGGCAUUCAGGCCAAAUAGUUCAAUCUUGGUUUCAUCAGACCAGAGAAUCUUGUUUCUCAUGGUCUGAGAGUCUUUAGGUGCCUUUUGGCAAACUCCAAGCGGGCUGUCAUGAGGAGGGCCUUCCGUCUGGUCACUCUACCGUAAAGACCUGAUUUGUGGAGUGUUACAGAGAAUGUUGUCCUUCUGGAAGGUUCUCCCAUCUCCACAGAGGAACUCUGGAGCUCUGUCAGAGUGACCAUCGGGUUCUUGGUCACCUCCCUGACCAAGGCCCUUCUCCCCCGAUUGCUCAGUUUGGCCGGGUGGCCAGCUUUAAGAAGAGUCUUGGUGGUUCCAAACUUCUUCCAUUUAAGAAUGAUGGAGGCCACUGUGUCCUUGGGGACCUUCAAUGCUGCAGACAUUUUUGGUACCCUUCCCCAGAUCUCUGCCUCGACACAAUCCUGUCUCGGAGCUCUACGGACAAUUACUUCGACCUCAUGGCUUGGUUUUUGCUCUGACAUGCACUGUCAACUGUGGGACCUUAUAUAGACAGUCGUGUUUCAUGUCCAAUCAAUUGAAUUUACCACAGGUGGACUCCAAUCAAGUUGUAGAAACAUCUCAAGGAUGCUCAAUGGAAACAGGAUGCACCUGAGCUCAAUUUCGAGUCUCAUAGCAAAGGGUCUGAAUACUUAUGUAAAGGGGUCUGAAUACUUUCCGAGAGGGUUAGAACUCCAUCCCACCAAAACAGGCUGAAAUAUCAGGCGGUCUUUUCAAACAGCUCUUACACUAAAAGGGCAUUAUCAUAAUUUUCACAAUUUCACAGUAUUAUUCCAACCUCAUAGUGUGGAAAUAUAUAUAAAAAGAAAAUCACAUUUUUGAUUGCACUGGGCCUGCAGAUACAGUGCAUUCGUAAAGUUUUAAGACCCCUUCACUUUUUCCACAUUUUGUUACGUUACAGGCUUCUUCUAAAAUUGAUUAAAUAAAAAAUGUUCCUCAUCAAUCUACACACAAUACCCCAUAAUGACAAAGCAAAAACAGGUUUUCAGAAAUGUUAGCAAAUUUAUGGGGUAUUGUGUGUAUAUUGAUGAGGGAAAAAAACAUUUUAAUCAAUUUUAGAAUAAGGCUGUAACGUAACAAAAUGUGGAAAAAGUCAAGGGGUCUGAAUACUUUCCAAAGUAUAUACAGUACCAGUCAAAAGUUUGGACACACCUACUCAUUCAAGGGUUUUUCUUUAUUUUUACUAUUUUCUACAUUGUAGAAUAAUAUUGAAGACAUCAAAACUAUGAAAUAACACAUAUGGAAUCAUGUAGUAACCAAAAAACUAAUCAAAAUAUAUUUUAUAUUUAAGAUUCUUCAAACAGCCACCCUUUGCCUUGAUGACAGCUUUGCACACUCUUGGCAUUCUCUUAACCAGCUUCAUGAGGUAGUCACUUGGAAUGCAUUUCAAUUAACAGGUGUGCCUUCUUAAAAGUUAAUUUGUGGAAUUUCUUUCCUUCUUAAUGUGUUUGAGCCAAUCAGUUGUGUUGUGACAAGGUGUGUGUGUGUGGGGGGGUACAGAAGAUAGCCCUAUUUGGUAAAAGACCAAGUUCAUAUUAUGGCAAGAACAGCUCAAAUAAGCAAAGAGAAACGACAGUCCAUCAUUACUUUAAGACAUGAAGGUCAGUCAAUACGGAACAUUUCAAAAACUUUGUCAUUUUAUUCAAGUGCAGUCGCAAAAACCAUCAAGUGCUAUGAUGAAACUGGGUCUCAUGAGGACCACCACAGGAAUGGAAGACCAGAGUUACCUCUGCUGCAGAGGAUAAGUUCAUUAGAGUUACCAGCCUCAGAAAUUGCAGCCCAAAUAAAUGCUUCAUAGAGUUCAAGUCACAGACACAUCUCAACAUCAACUGUUCAGAGGGGACUGUGUGAAUCAGGCCUUCAUGGUCGAAUUGCUGCAAAGAAACCACUACUAAAGCACACCAAUAAGAAGAAGAGACCUGCUUGGGCCAAGAAACACGAGCAAUGGACAGUAGACCGGUGGAAAUGUGUCCUUUGGUCUGGAGUUCAAAUUUGAGAUUUUUGGUUCCAACUGCUGUGUCUUUGUGAGAUGCGGUGUGGGUGAACGGAUGAUCUCCGCAUGUGUAUUCCCACCGUAAAGUAUGGAUGAGGAGGUGUUAUGAUGUGGGGGUGCUUUGCUGGUGACACUGUCUGUGAUUUAUUUAGAAUUCAAGGCACACUUAACCAGCAUGGCUACCACAGCAUUCUGCAGCGAUACGCUAUCUCAUCUGGUUUGGGCUUAGUGGGACUAUUGUUUGUUUUUCAACAGGACAAUGACCCAACACACCUACAGGCUGUUAAGGCUAUUUUACCAAGAAGGAGAGUGAUGGAGUGCUGCAUCAGAUGACCUGGCCUCCACAAUCCCCCACUUCAACCCAAUUGAGAUGGUUUGGGAUGAGUCGGACCGCAGAGUGAAGGAAAAGCAGCCAACAAGUGCUCAGCAUAUGUGGAAACUCCUUCAAGACUGUUGGAAAAGCAUUGCAGGUGAAGCUGGUUGAGAGAAUGCCAAGAGUGUGCAAAGCUGUCAUCAAGGUAAAGGGUGGCUAUUUGAAGAAUGUCAAAUAUAAAAUAUGUUUGGAUUUGUUUAACACUUUUUUGGUUACUACAUGAUUCCAUGUGUGUUAUUUCAUAGUUUUGAUGUCUUCAGUAUUAUUCUACAAUGUAGAAAAUAGUAAAAAAUAAAGAAAAACCCUUGAAUGAGUAGGUGUGUCCAAACUUUUGACUGGUACUGUAUAUCUGGUAAAAGGCUGACAUUUGGAUGUUUCAAUUAAAAAAGCCUGUCACAUAACUAUAGAAAUUGAAACAUUGUGAUUUCAUUGUGAUUUCAGAGACACAAAGUAACAAUAACCUAUGAUUAAAGGGUUAGGCUAUACUGGGCUCUCAACAUCGUCAUCAUUAUUCACAUCAUUCCAAUUUAAUCAAUUCACAAUUAUCAGUUUUGGUGUUGACAUCAAUGAACAUUCUUUCCGAGUGAGGAGUGACACAUGGGUAGGCCUACAAAAGGAAAACGUCUGAAAACGAAAAUGAUUAUGAAAUUAGAGCCACAGAAACCUAACGUCUGCCUUUCCCCCUACAUUUGAACAGUCUACUAAGUCAAUUUAAUGUAGGAAAAUAUCACCAAAUCCAUUUAGGCUAUGUCCUUUCAUUUAGUCUCAAUAUGAUAGGGAAAAUGUAGGGUAUUUCAAAAGAACAGAAUACCAUAUUUUGAGUUGACUCUAUAGGCCCGGGAUGGGCAACUCCAGUCCUCUGGGGCCUGAUUGGUGUCACACUUUUGCCCCAGCCCCAGCUAACACAUCUGGACUGGAGUUGCCCAUCCCUGGUAUAGGCUAUACUAAAGAUCUAUCCAAGGUUCAACUUUAAGGCAAGGGCAUCUUUUUAAAACUAUUUUGAUACUCACGUUAAGUCUUGAUAAUAUGAAUGAGAAUGUAGUCAAUUUUGUUUUGAAAUCAGUAUUUGUCCAUCUCUCCCAUUCUUCCCAUUUUAAAUAAAAAAAUAUGCCUGAGAGAUUCACAAGACUUUAACAUUGGAAUGUUGUAAAGUGCUGCCCUACCCUGGCUGGUGAGGACACUGGGGGGAAUAAUAGGCACACAAACUGAAGAAGACUAUUUAGUAUUUUAUUAAUUUAAGAUUCUCACCAAGACAUGCAGACAGACAAACAGUACAGUAGGCUAUACAUUGCACAAGAAGAGUAUAGGCUAUUUUAAGAGAUUUAAGAGAAUGAAUGCAAUUAUAUGCUGCUAAUGAACAAUAACUUGGCCCAAUCAAUUACCUUUGAAACUAUCCUCUUUGAACUGCCAGAUCUGAAUAAAUCGGUUGGAUGGAUGGCUUCGAUUGUCAGCAAUCAAAUUGCAAGUCGUUCAUUUGCCAAUAAUCCAAAUAGUCUGCUUAAAAAGACCUUGCACUGCUACCCUCAGUAUUCAUUCUUCUUAGAGGUCAGAACAAGCAACCGGGACGUCACCAGAGUUUCAUAACCAGGGGCAUGAAGGCUACACCUUCAGACGGUAACGACAGACCGCAAAGUCCUUCUGGAAGUGCACCGAAUAUGAUGCUUUCGAAUGCCAAAGUUGCAUAACGCUCACUGACGGGGUUAUCUCCAAGUUAUGCUGGAUACGCGGUUCUUUCAGCGCCCCGAACAACUUGAGGAGCUCCUGACAUACUUUCAGGCAACAUGGGUUGGAGAGAAGGUCGGACGCAUUGGAGAAAACCAAUGUUUCCCAUAGGUAGGAAAUGUCCUGUUUAACAUAAUAAUGUUUUUAUUAUUCGUAUUCUUAUUAUUGAUGGCAGUAUGCCCAAGGCCAAUAACAUGGAUGCUAAUCUGUUUAUAUCUCUCUUAUUUCUUUAUUUUUAAAUUAUGGAGCUGAUACGAUGCUGUCCUGCAAGACUUGGCGAAGACCAACAACGGAGUGGAGGGCUGCUGGCAUCGAACAUUUUUGGCGAAUUUUGCGCUUACCACCCCACCAUUUGGAAGUUCAUCGAGGCAUUUCAAUGACAGCAGCAAAGACGUGAAAUGAGAAUGGAGCAGCAACUUGCUGGCGUUUCUCUACCAUGGCAAAGACCCCUCUACCGCAAGCAACAGAAGGAUCAGAAGUCACUAGUUCAGAAGUACACCACGAUUGAACGGCUGGAGUCUUACCUGAAGAGCGUUGCCUACACUUUCAAGUUGCAGUUGUGAAUACUCCAAAAUCCAUCUGAGAAAAAUGAGCACCUAGCCCACUUGGACACGUCUUCAUGACACAUCAAUUUCAACCCUUUCAAUGACUCCAAAAUCCCAAUGAGGGAAAAUGUGUUAAUGAACUUGUUUUUAUGGCGCUGCAUUGUCAUGUAGAAUACUCUUAUUUUUUGUAUUGUUUGGUUAUUUGAAAUAAAUGUUUUAGAACUACUUAGUUUUGCCAUAUUCUUUUUAAGUAUUUUGCUACGCUUUUUUGUUGAUAAAGAAAGGUUUUAUAGUGAAUUGUUCGUGUUAAUGGAUAGUGUAAGAACUACAUAAUACGAAAAUACAUGAUUUAAAACGAAAAUACAUUGUAGAAACUAGAUAUUGGCUGUUUUUAGCCUUCAGCCUUUAUAUAACCAUAUGAACGAAUUUAUAUAGGCCUAGAUUACAAUAUUCUGCCCAUAUGAAGGAAUGUAUAUACAAUAUUUGUAGCCAUACAUUAUUUAAUGAAAAGCAGUAAACAUACACAUUUAAUAAUAGACUCAUAAACACAAUCAGGCAAUAGUUAACAUACACAACAUUGUUUCACAUUUUUUAAUAACUGACUCAUAAACAGAAUCAUGCAAUAGGCUACAGCUGGCUUCACAGCUUCCCCGGCGCUUCACAGCUUCCCGGGGAAAGUCGAUUUAUUGUAGCCUCACGUGGAGGAAAGGGUAGCGGAGGCAGGCGUUCGCUUCUGCUGCAGUGUUCACGGUAAAAUAUUACGAGUUGUAGCGGUGCUUCGGAUUUGUCAUUAAACUAUCUACCCACCCUAAGCUUACCCAUCUCAACUCAAGGCCGGCUCAAUCAAAUCAGAUGACUGUGUAGAACUGGGUGAUUUGGUGAUGGUGUGGUGUGCAGGCAGUGGUAGUGUGUUUAAACUGUCUUCUUAAUGGGAAACACCCCCACCAGCUCCUCUCCAAGGCUGUUUACACAGCAUAUGUGCCUCCUCCAAGGUAUUUAGUGCAUGAGUGGUCAUCAGUCCCUAGCCGUCUCAAGCUGUACCAUGCCUGCCUGUCUGUGUGAGGAGAGGAGAGGAAUGUAUGUAGAGAUUGGUGCUUGGUGCUUGGCGCUUGGCGAGCCGUUUUGGUCCCACCAGUGUUAAAGUGGCACUCUCAGACACAAACACAUCAUGGCUGUAUGGCAGGCCAGCCUGGCCUCAGAUUACAUCUCUAUUGUUUUAGCAGAGGGGCCAGACACUCUCUGAAUCACCCCAAGGCAUCCAUCACCAAUUUUAUAAUGGACCUAUCUCACUUAAUGCUUAUAAUCACAUAGAUUAUUAAUUUGUUUCUAUUACUUUUAUUAUUAUUAAUUUUUAAACUUAAUGUGGACUUUGUUGUCCAGACAUAUCUGUGUCAGGACAGCCACAGACCCCUCUAAGUGACGUUUGAUGUAGUGGGCAAUCUGGGCAGGGGACUGGAUGACUCCCUCCACAGCCAUUAGAUAAGAUUACAGAGUUUCCACUCUAUUUUUACUCAGGCAAUCAGAAAUAGAGCUGUAUGGUGCAACAAUGCUGAAGCACUAAAUGUAAUAUGUGACUUAAUUCUUAUUUAAAUCUGGUUAAGAUUUUCGUAAUACAUAAAAUGGAUGCCUUUCACCAGUUAGCCUAAUGGAUCCAACGCCUCUGUUUGUUUGUGUGUGUGAGAGAGAGAUUAUGUACUGAUAUAACAAAUAUCAAUGUCUAGGGUAGAAAAUUAGGAGUUAAGUUAUGUUGAGCAAGUUUAAACUGCUGUUCACCACCUAGGUCCAAGCAAUUACUCUUAGGAAAUGGCUGGCAACUGCAUUAUCCCUCAGGCCAGCAUUUACGUAUUUAUAUCCAAUUUUGUGAUGAGUUCAGUGUGUUUAAAAAUUCAAGCAGUUACAAUUUUGGCAUUAGGUUUAGCUUUGAAAUGGUUAUUUGAUACAGUGUUAUAUUGAAACUGAUAAUGAAAUCAAGAAGGUUAUUCAUUGAAAAGAUAACAUUUACAUUUACAUUUUAGUCAUUUAGAUAAGUAGAUUAUCUAUGCACUAAACUAAGAUGAUUCUGUAUUCAUACUUCAGUAAAAGUGCUUUAAUAUAACUCUAUAGAACGUCUAAACCUGAGAGGAUUAGAUCCUUAUAUUGUUUUCAAUGAAUGACUCAACCAUCAUGCACCAUUACCAACAGUAAAUUAAAACCUGACAUGAAACAAGAAUGUCACGUAACACUGUUUUCACAGACAAUUUAACACAAUUAACCCCUGUUGAGAGCUGGGUUACAUUUCAAAAAUUGUGUGCCCUAAGGUUGUGAAGACAAUCGGACUGCGGGAAGUGUGGUUCUUCGGACUGCAGUACCAGGAUACAAAAGGUUUCUCAACAUGGCUCAAGCUUAAUAAGAAGGUGAGUGCCUCCAUUUAAACAAGGACAUAGUGAACAAGGCUUCCAUGCCACCUUACACUCUUAGAAGUAAAGGUGCCUGGAAAAACAGUUUUUGGUUGCCACACCGGCGGAACCUUUCCAGUUGAAAAGGAACCCCUCUGAAAAGGGUCUUCGAGGAACCCCUGUGUAAAGGUCGAACCGGAUACUUUUUGUGUUGGAAAGGGUUCAAUUUUGAACCUUUUUAAUAAUAUAUUGUAGAGGUGGCAGCCUAUCAGAUUGGAGGCAUGGCUUGUUGGAGGCGAUGCUUUCAGAUAGUUAUUUAUGGUCACCCGUUAGCGUAAAUGUCAUUCCUGUUCAACAUGUUAAGUUCGUACUCUGUAAAUUAAUAUGUUCCUUGAAUAUUUAUGCAAAUAUAUAUUCUUAUAUAAUAUUAAUAAUAUUAAUAUUGCUGACUACAUACAGUAAUAAAGUGGUAGCUAUUCAAAUUUUGGGAUUUGCAUAUGCUCUUGAGGAACUCAUACAUCUCUGUCAGUGUUCAACCUUAAUGUGAUGACAAUACAACAGAACAGAUGAACAGGAAUGACAUUUACUCUAAUGGAUGGCCAAACAAAUAUCUAUCUUAAAGCCACACCCCUACCAAGCCACGCCUCCACUCCAGGGUUCCUCCAGGAACCCCUUGCUACAUUGAACCAUAAAGGUUCCUCCAAGAACCCCUCAACUAACCGAAGGUGCAAAUAUUAACCUUUGACUAGCAAUGGUUCGUUGAAGAACUCCAGGGGUUCCUUGAGGAUGUCCAGGGUUCAUUGAGUCACCACAAAUUCUAAGAGUGUAGGUAAAAGAGAAACUGCUCCUGGCGCCUCCACUCAGCUGUAUGACCCCUGACCCUAGGUGACUGCCCAGGAUGUGAGGAAGGAAAGCCCACUGCUGUUCAAGUUCCGGGGAAAGUUCUUCCCUGAGGACGUGUCAGAGGAGCUGAUCCAGGAGGCCACCCAGAGGCUGUUCUUCCUGCAGGUGAAGGAGGGGAUCCUCAAUGAUGACAUUUACUGCCCCCCGGAGACGGCUGUGCUGUUGGCCUCCUACGCCGUGCAGGCCAAGUACGCUGACUACAACAAGGACAUCCACUCGCCAGGAUACCUGUCCAGCGACAAACUGCUGCCUCAGAGGUGAGGCCUCCACCAUCUCUAGAGUUUACAUAACACCUUUUGAUUGGACCUCCAUACUCUCUCUGCCAUAAACAGUCUAUUGUGGCAUACUUUGUUUUUAAAGUGUCAUUUAAUGUUGUCUUCGUGUUUUUAGAGUCCUGGACCAGCACAAGCUCAACAAGGAGCAGUGGGAGGAGAGGAUCCAGGUGUGGCAUGAGGAACACAAGGGCAUGCUCAGGUACUGAAACACACACACACAGACACACACAUUACUUACCCCUCCUAGCUCUGUUGUCCCUGGCCUGAAAAACAUCUGCCUCUAUUGGUUUCAAUUGAAAGUUCUAUAUCUCUCUGCACAGUACGACAUACCACGUCAUGUGGAAAAUUGCUUUAGCUUCUUUCAUAGAGUGAAUAGAUUUGCACUCUGAGAGCUUGAGUAUGUGAAAGCAUGUGCUGUGAUUUUGAAGCAUCUUGACAAUCAACUCUUAUUGAGAAUUAUUUUGGCAGCUACCCAGCUGGUAGUCUUUUAAUAACUUAACAGCUUGUGUUCCUUCUGUGCUUAAUGACUUGAUUUAUUUUACCCACACAGAGAGGACUCAAUGAUGGAGUACCUAAAGAUCGCUCAGGACCUGGAGAUGUACGGUGUCAACUACUUCAGCAUCAAGAACAAGAAAGGAUCAGAGCUAUGGUUAGGAGUGGACGCCCUCGGACUCAACAUUUACGAACAGAAUGAUAAGUGAGUGACUCAUGUAGAAAUGUACACCACAUGGGUACUCACACAUAUGGGACUGAAAGCUGUUAUACAUAUGCUGUACAAACUCAGGUCUAAUGGUUGUUUUCUGAUUGUGACGAAGUGUAAAUGAGAACGCAAAUAUCACUGUGUUGAUAUCACAUUUUUGCCUCAACAGGAUGACACCUAAAAUUGGAUUCCCAUGGAGUGAAAUCAGGAAUAUUUCCUUCAACGACAAGAAGUUUGUCAUCAAACCCAUUGACAAGAAAGCACCAGUAUGUAACCACCAAUGCCCUCUCUGUACUUAUGGUUAAAGGAAUACUGCGAGAUUAUGGCAGAGUCAGAUGAGCCCAGAGUCAGAUGAACUCAUGGAUACCCAUUUUAUGUCUCUGCGUGCAGUAUGAAGGAAGUUAGAGGUAGUUUCGCGAGCCAAUGCUAACUAGCGUUAACGCAACAACUGGAAGUCUACAGGUAUGCUAGAGUAUGCAAAACUACCUCUAACUUCCUUCCUACUGCAUGCAGAGACAUAAAAAUGGUAUCCACGAGUUCAUCUGACUCUGUGUAAUUAGAAAAACGAAUCUCGCAUCUGCUAAAGGGUGUAUGCGACCAAUAAACCUUGAUUUGAUAAAGUUAUAAAGUAUUUACUAGGGAGAGAAAUUAUUAUUGUUGCCAUAAUACUUUUUUUUAUAAAGAUUACUGGUACUCACACGUGUUCUUUCCUAGGACUUUGUAUUCUAUGCUCCACGACUGCGUAUCAACAAGCGCAUCCUGGCACUCUGCAUGGGCAACCAUGAGCUGUAUAUGCGUCGCCGCAAACCAGACACCAUCGAGGUACAGCAGAUGAAGGCCCAGGCCAGAGAGGAGAAGAACCACAAGAAGAUGGAUAGGUCAGUGUCACUACCACCGCACUGUAGUUACUGCUUACAAGUCUAUUUCAAGACUUCAGAGACCUGUGGUUACUCCAGCCUCUGUCUUUGUAUCGUCCUUGUAUCAGCCCAACAGCAAUGCUCAAAAAGAAAGCUGAACAUGAAGAGCAUCAAUGGAUCAUUUCUAACAUUAAAAUCACAGCAGACUGUUGUGGGUGGCAACUGGUGGCCACUGGCCAGACAUUAUUGUCUGACGGUCUUUGUUAUGAGUGGAUGCUUCUUACUAAAGUCCCUCUAACUUCAGUAGCCAUCAGAACAUUGACAGAUCUCUUUAGCUAAUGUUUAGGUUGGCCUAUUGUCUGAUAAAGAAGGCUUGAAAAUGUUAGGAAGUUGUCCAUGUUCCCUCCCUUCUAUUUCCCUGUUUACUCUACGGCAUCUGUCAACCAGGGCACUGCUGGAGAACGAAAAGAAGAAGAGAGAACUUGCUGAAAAAGAAAAGGAAAAGAUUGAAAAGGAGAAGGAGGAUCUUAUGGAGAGACUGAAACAGAUUGAGGAACAGACAAAAAAAGCUCAGCAAGGUUGGAAACCCCCUAUGACUGUAGAACGAAUAAAUAAGAGAAAACCUAUUAUCUUUACUUAAAGCUUGGAGUCUUAUAAGAGAGUGGUUGUUCAUCACUUAUUAUUGCUUAUUGUCUAAAUACACAUAUGUUGUGUGUGUUCACCCAACACACUAUAAAGCACUGUAAGACCUAAUGUAACCUUUAUUUAAGCAAGUUAGUCUUGUUGAGAGAAAAUCUAUUUUGCAAGAGAGACUUAAUGAAGCUACAGGACAUGUAGUCCGUUCUGUCUAUUAUCAUCAUUACUGUUUGUGUGCAGAGUUGGAGGAACAGACGCGGAAGGCCCUGGAGUUGGAGCAUGAGAGGAAGCGUGCUCAGGAGGAGGCGGAGCGUCUGGAGAAGGAGCGCAGGAUGGCUGAGGAGGCCAAGACUGCCCUGCUCCAGCAGUCUGAGAACCAGAUGAAGAACCAGGAACACUUGGCGAGUUACCCACACAUUACACACAUUCACCAACAGCACACGCAGUGUCAGCACGUAGCAUUGUGCUACAGAGUGAUGAGCUACUGAGUAAUGUGAUGAUUGUUAAUUACUGUAGUUAAUUUAUUGGAAUAAAACAAAUCAUUUAUUAUUUGUAUUGUACAGAAACAUGUAUUAUCAUGAUCGUUAAUAAGCUAAUUGUAGAAAUUGUGAAAUGUAUGAACAUUGUUUAACUUCUAGUUUUCUGACUGUGGUAGUAUUCACAUGGUUUGGAAAUGAAAAUAAGCAAACAUCUGAACCUUUCCAAUCCAAACGCAUGGAAAGAAAGUGAAAAUACUGUUUUUCCCCACAGGCCACGGAACUGGCUGAGCUGACCUCAAAGAUCUCCCUACUGGAGGACGCCAAGCAGAGGAAGGAGGAUGAGGCAACGCAGUGGCAACAGAAGGUGUGGUCUCAGCUACUGCUCUCCUCAUUCACUCUGACCUCCCCCACCUUCUCAAAUUGUUUAGUCCCAUGUGUCAUUAACUACAUCCAAUGUUGCAGUAAUUCAUCCAUUAGAACAAAGUGAAGAUUAGGAUUAACCAUAGCCUAGCAUUCAAGUAUAGCUCUGAUAUGUUAUUCUGAAGUUAUAACAGUUGGACACUGUUUGUUUUAAGAUACCAUACUUAAGGCACAGACACACCGGUAGCGUAUGUCGGCUGAGAGUACUGAGCACCUCUGAACAGAGUGCCAGCCGUAAUUUGCAAACUGUGUGCAAAAUGACGGCAGUCAGAGGCGCCCACAGGCAGGUGGUCCCUAAAACACACCUUGCUGAACGAACUGCAAACGAACGGCAGAUGAACGGCAGAUCGACAUUCGGUGCGGUGUAUGCGCUCCCUUAAGGUAAAUGUGGAUCUAGCGUUCGUCUCCGAUCGUUCAGCGCGCUGUGUUUUAGGGACCACCCGCUGUAAUCGUCUGACUGCCCCAAAAAAUCACACGAUUCUACAUCACGGAUGACACUCUGUUCAGAUGGCACUCUGUUCAGAUGACACUCUGUUCAGAUGGCACUCUGUUCAGAUGGCACUCUGUUCAGAUGGCACUCUGUUCAGAUGGCACUCUGUUCAGAUGGCACUCUGUUCAGAUGGCACUCUGUUCAGAUGGCACUCUGUUCAGAUGGCACUCUGUUCAGAUGGCACCCUGUUCAGAUGGCACUCUGUUCAGAUGGCACUCUGUUCAGAUGGCACUCUGUUCAGAUGACACUCUGUUCAGAUGGCACUCUGUUCAGAUGGCACUCUGUUCAGAUGGCACUCUGUUCAGAUGGCACUCUGUUCAGAUGGCACUCUGUUCAGAUGGCACUCUGUUCAGAUGACACUCUGUUCAGAUGGCACUCUGUUCAGAUGGCACUCUGUUCAGAUGGCACUCUGUUCAGAUGGCACUCUAUUCAGAUGGCACUCUGUUCAGAUGGCACUCUGUUCAGAUGGCACUCUGUUCAGAUGACACUCUGUUCAGAUGGCACUCUAUUCAGAUGGCACUCUGUUCAGAUGGCACUCUGUUCAGAUGACACUCUGUUCAGAUGGCACUCUGUUCAGAUGGCACUCUGUUCAGAUGACACUCUGUUCAGAUGGCACUCUAUUCAGAUGGCACUCUGUUCAGAUGACACUCUGUUCAGAUGACACUGUUCAGAUGACACUCUGUUCAGAUGACACUCUGUUCAGAUGGCACUCUGUUCAGAUGGCACUCUGUUCAGAUGGCACUCUGUUCAGAUGACACUCUGUUCAGAUGGCACUCUGUUCAGAUGGCACUCUGUUCAGAUGACACUGUUCAGAUGGCACUCUGUUCAGAUGACACUCUGUUCAGAUGGCACUCUGUUCAGAUGACACUCUGUUCAGAUGACACUCUGUUCAGAUGACACUCUGUUCAGAUGACACUCUGUUCAGAUGGCACUCUGUUCAGAUGGCACUCUGUUCAGAUGGCACUCUGUUCAGAUGGCACUCUGUUCAGAUGGCACUCUGUUCAGAUGGCACUCUGUUCAGAUGGCACUCUGUUCAGAUGACACUCUGUUCAGAUGACACUCUGUUCAGAUGACACUCUGUUCAGAUGACACUCUGUUCAGAUGACACUCUGUUCAGAUGGCACUCUAUUCAGAUGACACUCUGUUCAGAUGACACUGUUCAGAGGUGCUAAGUGCUAUCGGCCAGCAAUCGCUAUUGGUGUGUCUGAGCCCUUAGACUCCCUCUGGUGGAGGGCGUUACUCCAUUGGAGGGGCCCCUCCUCUCCUCUCCCCCUGUGUGCAUGGUGACUCAUGCUGUGGGCCUGGCUGAAAGGGGUGGUUUCUCUCUGUCUUUACGCUAGGGAAAUCCUGUUUGCCUCUGAGGAUAUCUCUCACCCCAUUGUGACAUUUUCCCUAUUUUCGCAUUUAAAAGAAUGCAAAUCUAAAUGGCAGGUCCCAAAUGUUGUGUGAUUGUGCUGUAUAGAACAAACCCCCCAUUUUAAUGUGACAGAUUUAUGAGCUGAUUGGUGCACCGUACUGUCACACAGGACAUGAAUGUACAUUUUGGGUCCAUUAGGACUGUAGAAUCUUAUAGAGGUCAUUAUAGAGGUACUUGCUUCCAUUCAGCCACAAGAGCAUUAGUGAGGUCGGGCACUGAUGUUGGGCGAUUAGGCCUGGCAGUCGGCGUUCCAAUACAUCCCAAAGGUGUUUGAUGUGGUUGAGGUCAGGGCUCUGUGCAACCAGUCAAGUUCUUCCACACCGAUCUCGACAAACCAUUUCUGUAUGGACCUCGCUUUGUGCAUGGGGGCAUUGUCAUGCUGAAACAGGAAAGGGCCUUCCCCACACUGUUGCCACAAAGUUGGAAGCACAGAAUCGUCUAGAAUGUCAUUGUAUGCUGUAGCGUUAAGAUUUUCCUUCAAUGGAACUAAGGGGCCUAGCCCGAACCAUGAAAAACAGCCCCAGACCAUUAUUCCUCCUCCACCAAACUUUACAAUUGGCACUAUGCAUUGGGGCAGGUAGCGUUCUCCUGGCAUCCGCCAAACCCAGAUUUGUCCGUCGGACUGCCAGAUGGUGAAGCAUGAUUCAUCACUCCAGGAAACUCGUUUCCACUGCUCCAGAGUCCAAUGGCGGCGAGUGUUACACCACUCCAGCCAACGCUUGGCAUUGCGCAUGGUGAUCUUAGGCCUGUGUGUGGCUGCUCGGCCAUGGAAACCCAUUUCAUGAAGCUCCCGACGAACAGUUCUUGUGCUGACGUUGCUUCCAGAGGCAGUUUGGAACUCGGUAGUGAGUGUUGCAAUCAAGGACAGACGAUUUUUACACGCUAUGCGCUUCAGCACACGGCGGUCCCGUUCUGUGAGCUUGUGUGGCCUACCACUUAGCGGCUGAGACAUUGUUGCUCCUAGACUUUUCCACUUCACAAUAACAGCCCUUACAGUUGACCGGGGCAGCUCUAGCAGCGCAGAAAUUUGACGAACUGACUUGUUGGAAAGGUGGCUACUAUGACGGUGCUACGUUGAAAGCCACUAAGCUCUUCAGUAAGGCCAUUCUACUGCCAAUGUUUGUCUAUGGGGAUUGCAUGGCUGUGUUCUCAAUUUUAUACACCUGUCAGCAACGGGUGUGGCUGAAAUAGCCGAAUCCACUAAUUUGAAGCGGUGUCCACAUACUUUUGUAUAUAUAGUGUAUUUCUUCUGCCAGGGGGAAACAGAACCAGACAGGUGAAAGACUGGCUAAUACUGUGCUAUGGUGAAACAAAAUACUUUAUGGAUAUUAUACUGAACUUGGCUAACCCGAUAGCUGGCACUGUAGUUAACCUGAAGUUCACCCGUUUGUUUGUAUCACAUAACCUAUUGAUAUUCCUUCUCCUGAAUCAGUUCAUACCAUGAGUCAUUAACAUGAGUGGCUGCCCCCCUUAGGCCUGCAUGGUGCAGGAGGACCUGGAGAAGACCAAAGAGGAGCUGAAGAGCAAAAUCAUGGCGUCCCACAUACAGGAGCCUAUGCAGGCCGAGAACGAGCAUGACGAGAAUGACGAGAGCAGUGACCAGGCCAGCGCCGAGUUCACGGGCGGCAUCUCCUACAAAGACCGCAGUGAGGAGGAGCGCAUGACCGAAACCGAGAAGAACGAGCGUGUGCAGCAACACCUGCUGGUGAGUGACCGACUGUGGCUGCUGCCCACAUCAAACCCCCCCCCAGCACUGUUUAUAGGGGUUGUAUCACUGUUUAUGAUAGUGUAGAGAUCAAAAGAAUGGCGCAUAUAAACGUAUCCUGUUAUGCCUGUGUUGUUGUGUGAGCUAUAGUGAAACUUGGCAGUAAUGUUAUGUUUCCUCUACCAGGCUUUGAGCUCGGAGUUGGCCAUCGCUCGGGAUGAGACCAAGAAAACCGCAAAUGACAUCAUCCACGCAGAUAAUGUGAAAGCGGGAAGGGACAAGUACAAGACCCUCCGGCAGAUUCGGUCGGGCAACACCAAGCAGCGUAUAGACGAGUUUGAGUGCAUGUGAUGCAUCUUGUUUGCAACUGCUAUAGGCCCCACAGUGGUGCCAUACUUGGUCCAUUCAUUCUAGACUGCAGACACUGCCUUACACAAGCUACAGUGCCUUCUACCCAAACAAGACCAGUAUACAUAUCAAAGAGCAAAAAGAAAAUACUGCACAAUGUAUUUGAAUAAUGGUGCACAAAUUACAAUACAAGUACAAUACAAUGAAAUAAGUGCAUCAGUUAAUAAGGGAGAUAUUUAAUAGAAGAACAGUUUAAAGUGGAUAAGAUUUGAUCAUUUUGAUUAUAGAUGGAGGAGGAUGUUGUAUUGAUGAUCAUUUACAAGUUAUUUUUAAUUGAUUCAUUCCUCACACUGUUUUAAACUGAAAACGAACAAAACAACAACUCGAUGCAGGACAGCUGCAAUUUGAAUUACAUUAUGGUUGGUCACUAUUUAGGUGUCAUUGUUUCAGAGCAGGUUUGUUUGUUUUGAGGUGGACCGUUAAGCAUUUUCAACAAAUGAAGAGAACAUCAAACUGUAUUUAAAUGUGCAUUUUUUUAUUCUAAUUUUAAGCAUUUAAAUAGAUGGUUGUCUUUCUAAGAGAAGGACAUCUUUGUUCGGAAACUCUCAGCAGUAUUACUUUUACAUAAGAUUUGAUUAAGUCCAUAUGAAAUAAGCGCUGGAAUACCACAUUUUCCUUUUUCAGAGAGAGACAUACAGGACCUCUGAAUGACUCUUUACAGACCAAGUGUAUCUGCUAUGACAUAUAGCCAUGCACACUAGUAUUUGCCAUGAUUAGGAGUUUCUUUUUGUAUAUCAAUCUUUUGCAAAAUCUUGUAUUAUAUGGCAUUUGAAGCAAUAUGAUUCUAAGGCCUGCCGUGAAAGAUUUAUUUUGUCAUUUGGAUUUUUCAAUAAAACAAGUUAUGUGUAAAAAGAUGGAUGUCUUACGAAUUGUAUGUGUCCCUCUAGCCUUUUGUCAAUAAAUUAUAUGAAUGACUGGAAGCCACCAGCCAGAAUUAAAACAAGGAUGACUAUUGUAAUUAUUACAGUACUGGGCAGUGCCUUGUCUUCUGCAGAAUAUUUCAGCAGACCUUUGCUGCUUAAGUCUCC